ACACCAGCAGCCACUACCAACCCUAUCACUACACCAGCAGCCACUACACCAGCAGCCGCUACCAACCCUAUCACUACACCGACCGAGCCUCCAACCACCACCAACCCAGACACUACAAUUUAUCUUCCUUCAGUGACAACCACCACCAACUCAUACACUUCACCUGCUGAUACUCCACUAACCACCACAAUCACUACACCUGCUGAGCAACCCACCACCACCAACUCCAUUCCUUCACCUGCCCUUACAACAACCACCCCCAACUCACUCACUACAGCUGCUGAGUCUCCAAGCACUACCGACUCAGUCACUACACAUGCCCUUCCCACGGAAUCCACAACAACUGUUGUGACUACCUCACCUGGGACAACAGAUCAGUCGAGUUCUUCAACAGGUAUGGUAACAGGUGAGACACCAACACCAACUUCUUUGGAGAAAAGCACAACAGCUGAGCAAACAAUGCCAACCACACAGUUAACUACAUUAGAAGAAACUUCAACAGCAAUCCAUUCGCAAUCCACAAUCCCACAAGCAACUACAGAUGAAUCAGAACCUAUCAGCACACCACCAUAUCCUUCAACAACAACCACUUCACCAGAACGUAGUACAGGUUUUGCAACCAACACGUUUGUUGUGGUUACUUCAGGACAAACUACAAGCCCUCUUGAAAUCUCAACCACCCCUGCAUCUCUCACAUCAACCCAUUUAGAGGUAUCCACACAUGGAUCACCAUCCCCAACUCCACAAGCAACUACAGAUGAAUCAGAACCUAUCACUACACCAGCCUCUACCUCAACUAUCAGCACCAACAUAUUCACUUCACCAGAAUCUGGUACUGUGACUGACACCUUCACUGCAGUUACUUCAGGACAAACUCUAAGCUCUCCUGAAAUUUCAACCACCUCUCAAUCACUCACCUCAACCUUUUCAGAAGUAUCCACACAGGAAUCACCAACCCCAAUUCCACUAGCAACUACAGAUGAAUCAGAGCCGACCACACCAGCAUAUCCUUUAACAACCACCACCAACAUAUUCACUUCACCAGAACCUAGUACAGGUACUGUGACCAACACCUUCACUGCAAUUACUUCAGGACAAACGUUAACCUCUCCUGAAAUUUCAACCACCCCUGAUUCACUCACAGCAAGUCUAUCAGAACUAUCUACACAUGUAUCGCCAUCCCCAACUCCACAAGCAACUGAAUCAGAACCCAUCACUACACCAAUAUAUCCUUCAACAACCACCAAUGUGCUGACUUCACCAGAACAAAGUACAGGUAUUACCACCAACACCUUCACUACUUCAGGACAAACUCUAAGCUCUCCUGACAUUUCAACCACCCCUGAAUCACUCACCUCAACCUUUUCAGAACUAUCCACACAUGUAUCACCACCCCCAACCUCACAAGCAACUACAGAUGUAUCAGAGCCUAUCACUACACUAGCAAAUCCUUCAACAUCCAUCACCAACAUAUUCACUUCACCAGAACACAGUACAGGUAUUGCAACUAACACGUUCACUGCAGUUACUUCAGGACAAACGUUAAGCUCUCCUGACAUUUCAACCACCCCUGCAUCACUCACCUCAACAUUUUCAGAACUAUCCACACAUGUAUCACCAACCCCAACUCCACAAGCAACUACAGAUGAAUCAGAGCCGACCACUACACCAGCCUUUACCUCAACAAUCAGCACCAACAUAUUCACUUCACCAGAGCCCACUACAGGUACCGUGACCAACACAUUC
Molecule: messenger RNA, 1746 nt
Organism: Engraulis encrasicolus (European anchovy)
Lineage: Eukaryota; Metazoa; Chordata; Actinopteri; Clupeiformes; Engraulidae
Product: mucin-2-like
Exons: 1
Source: RefSeq, a predicted model, not a curated record